Messenger RNA from Penicillium subrubescens, 939 nucleotides. RefSeq lists its product as uncharacterized. The transcript is spliced from 2 exons. The coding region runs from base 1 to 939 and encodes 312 amino acids. The record is from RefSeq and is a predicted model, not a curated record. Lineage: Eukaryota; Fungi; Ascomycota; Eurotiomycetes; Eurotiales; Aspergillaceae.
AUGGGUUGGUUUUGGGGUGACAAUAAGAGCGACCCCGUCAAGAAGCUUGACCCAGGCCUCCGAGAGUUCCUCGAGCAGGAGACGCCUGAUCAAUAUGUGCCUGCGCCCGAUUUGAAGCAACCAGCACCUACACCCUCGCCCGCGCACUCCUCCGAACCACAGGAAGCCGGCGAGUCAUCGAAACCCAAAGUCCCCGCUGCAUCUCUCUACCAGGAUGGCCGCUAUGCCGAUCUGUGGAAGACCUACAACCCCCCGAGCAAUGUCGACAGCACUCCGGGAGUGCGCGGGGCGGAGCGAGUGAUUGAACAGUACAAGGAGCACGGGGAUACUGUGCAGCGAGCAGCGAUGGAGAAUUGUGCUCUGGAAAAUGAGGCCUUGGCCUUUUGCUUCCAGACUGGAAACUGGAAGAAGCAGAUUGAAUCCCGGUUGACGAUGUGCUCGGCGGAGAAUGCCACUUUCUCCCGAUGCUUCCAAACACAGACCAAAUUCCUUCAAGCGCUGGGCUAUGCUGCGGCCUUCGAUUACGAUCCCGAAAGGGAAGAGCGGAUUCAAAUGCACGCCGACACGCUGUACCACCAAAUGCUUGACUAUGAAAAGAAAGUAGCGGAGGCCAAGGCAGCGGGAAUUGAACCGCCUCCGCUCACCUCGCUCUUCAAUCCCGACAAGCCUCCUCGCGUCGAAGGGGUGGCUGGCACAAAGGUUGAGAUCCCUGGUGGUGAGGCCGUUCCAGCUGGUUUCAAGCCAUCCAAGCCCCUGAUCAAGCUCACACCUCAUGAACGUGAGCUGGAGAUUCGAACCCACAAUGCUCAACUGGAGCAGCAGAAGAUGUAUGUCGAAGAGGCCACUCCAUUCAUUAAGAGCCAGGCAGAUGCCCGGACGAAGAGACAGGAGAAGGCCGUUAGCUGGUUUGGAGAGACACUUGGGAAGUGGCUUUCAUAA